Molecule: messenger RNA, 2544 nt
Organism: Macrobrachium nipponense
Lineage: Eukaryota; Metazoa; Arthropoda; Malacostraca; Decapoda; Palaemonidae
Product: GRIP and coiled-coil domain-containing protein 2-like
Exons: 1
Coding region: 1-2544 (847 amino acids)
Source: RefSeq, a predicted model, not a curated record
AUGAAGGAUUCGUCCACGGAGGAAAUCGAGAACGUCGGAACCAACUACCUCAAGGAUAAAAUUGAAGUUCUCGAAUACGAAAACAACCAAUUAAAGAAAGUGGUCCGAACUCAAAUGGCGGCGAUGGAUCAACGGAACAGCGAGAUCGCAUCGCUGGUUAAUCUCGUCAAAGGAAUAAUAGCAGUUGACGGCGCAGAUUCAAAAGGGGAAGACAAGAUGGCCGCCAUUCGGGAUGAAGGCUGCGCCAACCGACUGAAGGAAGGAGACAGUAGUCCGAAAUGUGAUGCUGGACUGGAACUUCUCCGCGACUUGAUCCUCGAGAUGAGCCACGACAGGGAAGUUUCCCGACGAGAGAAGUUCAUUGAAGCAAUGCCCGAAGAAAUCCAAAGGAUGGACGAAAACAACAGAGAGAUGGAGAACCAGCUCACGACAGCUAAUGAGAAGCUGGUAGUGUUGGAACGUGAGCUCGUGAACGAACAAAAGAAAACAGAAUUGUUGGAGAUGUGGGCAAGGAAGAAAGAUAACAAGAUCGAAUCUCUGAUGUGUGAGGUACAGAGGCUUGUGAACGGAAAGACACAGAUUUCAGAGGAAGUGAAACAUUUGAGAAAGGAAUUGGCUGCGGCAAAUGUCAAGAUAGACAGACUUCAGGUGGACAAUUGCCAGAAGGAGAAACGUAUCUUGGAGGUAGAGAGACGACUGGAAGACCUGGCAAACAAAUUCGAGGAGAGAAGUGCAAAGCUGAAGAUGGAGGGCCAGGAAGAGAGACUUAGAGAAGAGAGGCACUCAGGAACAGAACUCUGUAAGGAAAUAGAGGCUUAUAAACAACAGAUGAUUGCGGAACUCGAACAUUCAAAGAGACGCAGGAAAGAGGCCUCUAAGGAAAACCUAGGGACCAGUGCCACGCUCUGCCAAAGUUCCUUCGGAAAGGAACUUGUAAUUGAGUUAGGAAGACUUAAGGAGCAACUGUGUUUUAGGAAGGAGUCGAAAACCCCACAUCUGGGAGGUCACAUAGAAAUGCUGGCGACCGAAGACCUGAGGCAACUGAGGAGCUCUGGAGAAACAGAUAGGGUAAUUAACAUCACAGAAUGCCUCCAUGACAAAGACUUACAAGAGGUUCUUGGGUCAAAGGACAGGGGUAUGCAGAGUUUGAGUGAAGCGAUUGAUCACCUCUUGAAAGUGCUGAGAACAGAGGGAAACAAUGACAGGGCAGCUGUGGCAGAAAUGGUUGCCAACCUACGAAAACAAAGGAGGCUUCUGGGGUUCAGCAAAGAAGACAUGGCCAAUAAAGCACAUAUUGACACUCACAUUCAUGUCCUCAACAAAGCACGAGGAAAGAAUGUCCAUACCCAGAUGGAUAAGAUUCUUGAGUGCAAGUGCCAAUCAAAACCUGCUGCUAAGGACAUCAAUACUCUGCAAAACAACAGGUCAGGUGCAACGAAAAUGAUUGCCGACCUUCGAAAACAAAAGAGGUUCCUGGGGUUCACGAGGGAAGACAUGGCCUUGAAAGCACAUCUUGAUACUCACAUCCAUGUCCUUAACAGAGCACAAGGAAAAGAUAUUCAAACACAGAUGAAUAACAUUCUCGAGUGCAUGUGCCAAUCAAAACUUGCUGCUGAGAAUUGCAAUAAUCUGGAGAACAACGUCCUAUCAGCAGCUACCCAGGAGAAAGAAGUCAUUCUUGAUCCAAAAUAUUCAAGAGAUGAGCUUAUUUCCACCCAGGAGGAGGUCCUAGCUACCAAAAAAGAAAUCUCCAGUAUUGAAAAGGAAGUCCUGGGAACACCGAAAACAGUGAUCUCUUCAGAGGACUUCAUACUCAUCUCAGAAAAUAUAAAAACAGAGGGAUUCGUGCUUACAGAGGAAGGCAUCAUCUCAUCAAAUUCCACUGGCCAGGCUGCCCCAGUUGUUCCAGAAGAGCCCUGUCUCACUCCCCAGACUGCCCUGAUUAUUCCAGAAGACCUCUGUCCCACUCUCCAGGUUGUCCCAAUCGUUCCUGAAGACCUCUGUCUCGCUCCCCAGGCUGCCCCAAUUGUUCCAGAAAACUUCUGUCUCACUCCCCAGGCUGCCCAAAUUAAUCAAGAAGAGCUACUCAUUACGAAACAAAGGGAUGCCUUCCAUGUGGAGGGAGCAGCCAUCAGUGGGAAUGAACAAGCACUCCGUAAUGAUAGGGAAGCCCUUAAUAUGGAGAGACUGGCUCAAAUUAGGGAGAAAGAAGCCUUUGCUGCAGAAAGAGAAGCCUUCGAAAAAAUGAAAGCAGAGUUUCUUCAAGAGAAAGAACAGUUUCAAAAGGAAAGGGAAGAGGUUUAUAAAAAGAAAAAGGGGACCAUUCAUAGUAUAGAGAGAGAGAACGUAACAAAUGAGAGGGAACUCCAGCUGGAGAAGAAGAUUGAAGAACUUGAAAAUACCAUUAAAGAAAAAGAGAGGAAAGUGAAGACAUAUGAGAUUUAUAUGUGCACUUUUUAUCAGGACCUUUACAGAAAGGGACUUGUGGAUGCCCAAACGGUGCAAAAUUUUUUGGAUGAUAUGAAAGCCCAAUUAAGAUUAUAA